UGUACGUGAAAGAGACCAUAGCCAAGGGAACAAGGCGAUCAAUAUGGCACCAAAAGUGGAUACAUCUGAUCCACGUAUUCAGAAGUUGUUAGAACAAUUUGCAACGAUUUCAUUCACAGGUCAAAAGGCUAACGAGACUCUGAGAAAUGCCAAAACCAGCGAAACACUUUCGACUUUGAUUGAAAAGAAUCAACUUGAAGGGAAAGGAUUAGAUGCAAAGAAAGGUCAAUUGAUCGUUUCUGCUGCUACUGUUGCACCUCCUUCGUUGGAUCUCGAAAAACGAUCGUACAUCGUUCAGAGAAUUUUGGACGGAAGCUUGGAUUCUGCUGAUCGAAUCAGCGAAGCAGGAAAAUAUUUGGCAGGUGUCUCCGAUGUCAAGAGUGUCAAUAAGGCGGCCUUUGACCAAGCAUGUGGUGUAGGAGUUGUCGUUACGCCCGAACAGAUGAGCAAAAUCAUUGGUGAACAUAUGAAAAAGGAUGCCGCAAAAAUUGAAGAGCAAAGAUGGAACUCUCUAGCCCUGCUGAUGGCCAACCUGAGAGGUGAUCAAAGACUUCGGUGGGCCAAUGCAUUGGACAUGAAGAACGGUGUAGAAAAUGCUCUGGAGACAAAAUUUGGACCAAAAAACAAACAACCUGCUCCCAGCAAGCCUGCCAAAGAAGCAAAAGCACCAAAAGAAAAGAAGAGAGCAGCUGAUGCAGCUCCAGUUGAAGCAGAUCCUAACGCGAUGUUCAAAGAAGGAUUCUUGUCAAAAUUGCACAAGCCAGGAGGUAAUCCACAAAUCAAGCCUGAAUUGAAAGAACAACAUCUCAAAGCAACAGGAGGACGGGUGAUGACACGAUUCCCUCCUGAACCAAAUGGCUUCUUGCACAUCGGACACAGCAAGGCCAUCGCUGUCGACUUUGGAUUUGCUCGAUACAACGGAGGAUUGUGCUACUUACGAUAUGAUGACACAAACCCAGAAGCAGAGGAAGAACAAUAUUUCAAUAGCAUUCUAGAAAUGGUCAGAUGGCUUGGAUAUGAGCCAUUCAAGAUUACAUAUAGCAGUGACUACUUUGACAGACUAUACGAACUAGCCGUUGAGCUAAUCAAGCGUGGCAAAGCAUACGUCGAUCAUUCGACAGGUGAAGAAAUUGCCCAAGGCAGAGGAGGAAAGGAACAUGGACCUAGAUUUGCGAACAAAUAUCGCGAUAGGCCCAUCGAAGAAUCUUUGAAGGAGUUCGAAGAUAUGAAGAAUGGCAAAUACAAGCCCAACACUGCCACUUUGCGUAUGAAACAAGAUCUGUUAGGUAGCGGAAAUCCUCAAAUGUGGGAUUUGAUCGCUUACCGAGUUUUGGGCGCAAAGCACCAUAGAACAGGCGACAAAUGGUGCAUCUACCCAACUUAUGAUUUCACUCACUGCUUGGUGGAUAGUUUUGAAAAUAUCUCCCAUUCGUUAUGCACGACUGAAUUCAUCUUGAGCCGUGAAAGUUACGAAUGGCUUUGUGAUGCUGUGGAAGUCUACAAGCCACGUCAAUACGAAUUCGGUCGACUAAAUCUGGAAGGAACAAUCACGUCCAAGAGAAAGAUUCUCAAACUGGUAAGAGAAGGGUAUGUGCAAGAUUGGGAUGAUCCAAGAUUGUACACUUUGUUGGCUCUAAGAAGACGUGGUAUUCCGCCAGGUGCUAUCCUCAGCUUUGUGAAUCAACUAGGUGUUACCACGGCCACAACUUCUAUCGAAGGUCAAAGAUUAGAUCAAACCGUACGUCAAUAUCUCGAUACGAGCACACCAAGAUUGAUGAUGCUCUUGGAGCCAAUCAAGAUCGUCUUGGAAAAUGUCGAGGACGACUUUUUCCUCGAAUUGGAAAGACCUUUGCAUCCUAAAGUGCCUUCUAUGGGCAAAGCCAAAGUACCUUUCACCAAAGAAGUCUUUAUCGAUGCUUCUGAUUUCCGUACGGAAGAUUCUGCGGAUUAUUUCCGUUUAGCACCCGGAAAGACGGUCGGUUUGCUUAAUGCACCCUUCCCUAUCACAUGUACCUCUUUCGUCAAAUCUGCAGACGGAAAGGGAAUCGAUCAUAUCGUUUGCAGAUAUGAAGAUCCAUCAAAGAAUGGUGAUGCAAGCAAGAAGGCAAAGACAUACAUCCAAUGGGUCGCCAAACAUGCACCAUCAAAUUCACCUGUCAUGAUUGAUGAAGUACGUCUGUUCCGACCUCUGUUCACAAGCUCAAAUCCUGCUGCUGAGACAAAUUAUCUCGAUCACAUUGACCGUGAUAGUUUGGAUCGCACAAAGGGUGCAAUGAUCGAAGUCAGCUUCUGGAAUGUGGCUCAAAAAGCUUUGGCUGAUGCAAAAGCUGAAGCUGAGAAACGAACUGAAGAAGCAAAGACUGCAAUCAAAGCAGCCGCAAGUGAUGUCCCUGCAUCCAAAGAGGCAGGUGACGCACACGCUGGUGAUAGUGAAGGUGCACCCGAUCGAUCUUCUAAACAAUUGUAUGGCAAUGAAGUGGUACGCUUCCAAGCUAUGCGUAUUGCUUACUUCUGCCUCGAUAAUCGCGAUGCAGAUCUAGAGGGCAAACGUGUCAUCCUGAAUCGUAUUGUAUCGUUAAAGGAAGAUGCCGGCAAGAAUUAGUAUGACUCUCUCUCUUUCCCUCUACUUCAUCGCUCUGGCACUGUAUUUAUGCACAUCAUAACGUCACUUUAACAAUACCAUCAGUUUGCACUCCUUAC
Meira miltonrushii is the source of this 2700-nucleotide messenger RNA. Its product is annotated as glutaminyl-tRNA synthetase. Lineage: Eukaryota; Fungi; Basidiomycota; Exobasidiomycetes; Exobasidiales; Brachybasidiaceae. Gene Ontology annotation, cellular component: cytosol; cytoplasm. Bases 44 to 2602 code for a protein of 852 amino acids. The record is from RefSeq and is a predicted model, not a curated record. The transcript is spliced from 2 exons. Gene Ontology annotation, molecular function: glutamine-tRNA ligase activity; ATP binding. Gene Ontology annotation, biological process: glutaminyl-tRNA aminoacylation; translation.